GGCUGCAUCGUCGAAAUAUUGUAGGGGGCGCUAUCGAGCAGACUUGCCCCGACCAAAUUUGAAGUUGAUUCGAUUAUACGCCGGUGCUCGUGCCCUAAUAAAUAAAACGAAUGUCACAAUCAAAUUGAAACAAGGGACGUUCUUACUACAAGGAAAAAAAUGACAAUUUUUUCUUUUUUGUGAAGGAUAAGAUGACCUCCAUGAAAGCUCAGGUCAGCAAAUGGAUAUUGACUGAAUCUGCAAUCAAAAAUACUUUUUCAGGGAAUACAUCUAAACGUCAGGAACCACAGAAAGAAACAGAGAGAGACCCUGUCGAAGCUCAAACAUUUGAAAUUCCAACAGACAUAGAAGAAUUUACUAAAGAGACCAUGUCUUUGCAACAGUCCAUAACAUUAGAAGACUGGAAUCCAAGUGAAGAAAUAAAAGAACAGGAAGAUAUGCAUUCAGAGCACAAACAAAGACAAGAACCCAAUUAUUUUGCCGUGGACAUAAAGGAAGAGCAGAAUGUUUUCUUACAGAUGCAGACAAUUCAUGAAGAAACAUUAAUAGAUGAUGAUCAUAGAACAUUUGUGAUACAUGUAAGUGAAAUGGAAGAAGUCAAAAAGCAGAUGUUCAAACUCAAAGAGAGAGAGGAGGAAAUAAGGCAGCAAAUAAAGUAUGCCACAGAGAACAUGGAGCAAAAUAAAAAAUAAAAAUGAAAAGGCUCAUUAUGGACAUAAAUGUCCUGCAAAGUCAAAAACCAGAGAUUGAAAAUGGAUUGCAAAGAGCGAGGGAAAGCACAAAGGUUUUCAAACAUGAAAUAGGUAAAUAUGAAGUGAAGGUGCAAAAACAAGAUAAUGGCAGCAAGGUGAAUCAAGAAGUUAUUGAUGUUCAGAAGCAAAACCAAGGUCAGGAGUCAAUAGAAAAUAUACAGACACAUACUGAGGAGAUAGAUGGAUUUUCUGGUAAAAAAGACACAAGAAGUACUGGUAUACAAAGACUUCAAGGAAAGAUUUAUAGAACACAAUAAAUCAUAACACAACUAAAUCUUGAACUUAAAAACCCCACUAAAGAAAGUUAUAUCGACGAACAUCAUAAGGAUGAAGAGAGUGAAAUUGAAGGAUUGCUACAUGACAUGAAAGUAUUCCAAGAGCUUUUGAAACGGGUUAAAACUGCAAUAAGGCAAAGUGAAGUGCAUCUGAAGGAAGAAAGGAGCAACAUGAAAUUGAUAAAAACUGCAGCAAAAAAACAAAAGAAAACUGGAUCAGAGAUUAGAGAAAACUUUGAGAGAGGGAGAGAUGAAUUUCAUAUUUUGAAAAGAAAACAUCAAACACAAACUGAUGUGACUGAGCAGAAGUUGGAGAAAAUGGCAAAAGUUAUGAGCACCAUAGAGAAAAUUGCUGCCAAGACUAGACUGAAAAGUGAAGAUAUAAAGAUUGUUAUGGAGGAGACUGAAGUACAACUGAGACAGUUGGAAGACCAAAACUACUGUAUAAGAUUGAGGCUACAAAACAAGAACUGGAAAACAGACAUCAUUUAAUAUCCCAAGGAAGAGCUGACCUAAUAAAAGUCAAAACUGAAAUCUGGCAGUAUAAGGAUAGAGAACAAGCCUUCAAAAGUAUUGAAAGAGAGGAGGGAGACAUAAAGAAACAUGACAGAGCUGAAACUGAUACAGAACAGGACAACAUGUCAAAGAACAGAAUGGGAAAAUAAAUGGAAGAAAUGGAAAAUGAAAUCUUCCAACUGAGAUCAGAAAAGGAUGAGAAGGAUAUUUUACUGACAGAGCACAGUUUGGGUCAGAAAAACUGUGAAAUUGAACAACUAAAAAAGUUUAUAAGUGAGCAAGUGAUUGAGAGAGAAGGGAUUGAGAUGCUGAAUCAACAUAUUCAAAUAGAGAGACAAAAUGUGAGAAUAGAAAGACAAGCUGAGGCAGAAAUACACAAGAUGAACCAUUUAAGGGAGAGCAUGGAAAUACAGAAACAGGAGCUUGAUGACAAAGUACAAAUGACCAAAAGAGAAAUAAGAGAAAUGGAGCUGCUGAAGUCUGAGCUGGAAAUUAACAAAAGAGAAAGUAAACAGAUAAUGAGAAAAAGCAUGCGAAAAAGGAAGGAGAGUGAAAUAAAGUUGAAUGACAUACAAAGAGAAAAGGAUGUACUGAGGAGAGAGACCAAGAAGAGAAGAAGAGAUUUGGAGCAAAGACUGGAAAAAACCAUGCAAGAGAUGGAUGAGUCAGAAAUACAGAGGAUGAAAUUGCAACUGCAGAAGGAGGAGAUGGAUGUGGAGAAGCAGAGAUUCAAAGACCAGACUACUCUUAUCCAAGUUUGCGAAGAACAGGAUGAACAAAGUCUGGAAAAGCAUCAGUCGAAAAACAUCAUGGAGGAAGUUAAAAUGAUACAGCAAAGCUCAAAAGCCACUGAUUCUAUUAUUGACCUUCAAAACAUAAGACAAAAGAUUCAUGUAAAUUUGGAAAUGAUUAGGAGGGAAAUGGGAAUUCUGGUGAAUGUAAAUGUUAAUUUAGGGGAACAAAGAUAAGGACUCAAAGCUUUAAAAACUGAGAACAGGACUGUGAGAGACAACAUGAGCCAAUUAAAACAUCAGAUAGAUUUGGACUUCAAAAAAAGGACAAUACAGGCAAAAGCAGAGAAGGAUGAAAUGGUCCAAAUGAGGAAGAACAUCCAAAAACAAAAAAAGGGGCUUGAAAUCAGACUAGAAGAAGUAAAAAGAGAAAGAAGAGAGAUGGAAGUGUUGAAGUGUGAGUUGGAAAUUGAAAAAAGACAAAAUCAACAGAUGAUCCGAAAAGGCAUUCAAAAAGAGCAGGAAGGUAAAAAGAUGUGGGCUGAGGUCAAAAUUGAAGAAGAUGCUUUCAAGAGGGAGACACAGAAGAGAAAGAAGGAGCUUGACCAGCGACUGGAGAGGAUCAACAGAGAAAGAGAUGAACUGGAGAUCAUGAAAAUAAAGAUGCAGAGAGAAAAAGACGUGAGCAAAGGUAGAGUGGGAGAGUGGUUCAUUCAGUUCCAAAGUGAACUGGAACCGGAUGAAGUACAAGAAAAAAGGGGUAAGAGCAUCAAGCUUUCAGAAAGAAAAGGUCUGAUAAAAAUGUCAAAUGUGGUCAAUGAAAAGGAUGUUGUGAAAGAAAAGUGGAAGCCAAACUCAGUUAAAGAAUAUGGAGAUCUUAAAAAGCUAAAGACUGACAUGACCCAAAAGAGAGAGGAUCAGAAAGAUAUCUAUGACAUUAUGACCAAAGAGAAACUGGACUUGGAUCUGAUGAAGUCUGACAUGAAGAAACAAAUGAACCUGUUAGAAUGAGACAGUCA
This is a messenger RNA of Anarrhichthys ocellatus (wolf-eel), 3293 nucleotides long. RefSeq names its product trichohyalin-like. The record is from RefSeq and is a predicted model, not a curated record. The transcript has a single exon. NCBI's taxonomy places the organism in Eukaryota, Metazoa, Chordata, Actinopteri, Perciformes, Anarhichadidae. Bases 2557 to 3285 code for a protein of 242 amino acids.